Octodon degus (degu) is the source of this 877-nucleotide messenger RNA. It is a transcript of the gene Gtf3c6, whose product is annotated as general transcription factor IIIC subunit 6. The record is from RefSeq and is a predicted model, not a curated record. Gene Ontology annotation, cellular component: transcription factor TFIIIC complex. The transcript has 7 exons. Lineage: Eukaryota; Metazoa; Chordata; Mammalia; Rodentia; Octodontidae. The coding region runs from base 122 to 817 and encodes 231 amino acids. Gene Ontology annotation, biological process: transcription by RNA polymerase III.
GUCAGCGGUCGCCAUCUUGUGUCCUGGCGAGAGCGGGCGGCUGGAACCUGAGGAGCUGCUGCCAGUACUAAAGAUGGUGGUUCCGGGUGGGCGUGAAUAGUGACCCAGAUCCCGCAGGCCCAUGUCGGCUACCGAGGAUCCCUGGCGGGAGGACUCAGCGAAGAGGGAGGAAGACGCGGAGGAAGAAGAGGACGAUGAUGAUGAUGAGGAGGAGGAGGAGGCAGAGCAGUUUGUCCUGGUGGAGUUGUCAGGAAUUAUUGAUUCAGAUUUUCUCUCAAAAUGUGAAAAUAAAUGCAAGAUUUUGGGGAUUGACACUGCCAGGCCCAUUAUGCAGUUGGACAGCUACGUCUUUGCUGGGGAGUAUGAAGAUACUGUUGGAACCUGUGUUAUAUUCGAAGAAAACGUUGAACAUGAUACAGAAGGCAACAGUAAAACAGUGCUGAAAUAUAAAUGCCACACAAUGAAGAAACUCAGCAUGACCAGAACUCUCUUGACAGAGAAGAAGGAAGGAGAAGAAAGCACAGGAGGAGUAGAGUGGCUGCAGAUGAAAGAUAAUGAUUUCUCCUACAGAACCAACAUGAUUUGUAACUUUCUACAUGAAAAUGAAAAUGAAGUUGGAGCUUCAGCCUCGAAAAAACGUUUGAAGGUGGAAGAGCAAGAGACUAACGUGAAAGACAGAUCAAGCCUCAUCUGUGAACAGGAGGAAGCACUGGAAACAGCAGCUUCUGAUCCUCUAGUUAGCAUCCCUUCUUCUGAGAUGGAAGGUGCUGUUCUUAUGGAAACUCAGUUCUCCACCUUAAAAAUCACCCCUAGAUGAAAUGAUCCUCAUAACUUAGGUCUCACUCUGUAGUCCACGCUGGGCUUGAACCUGCUGUGU